AUGGCGCAUCAGGGACAAGCAGCCGACUACUACAAUAGUCAACCUUACCAGCAGCAGGGCUAUCAGCAGCCGGGGUACCAGCAACAAUCUUACCAGCCUUAUCCUCCUCCUCCGACCCAUAUUCAGCAGGGUUAUCAACAACAAGAACAAUACCAGCCGCCCCAGCAGCCAUACCAACCUCCAGAGCCAAAGUACACACAACAACCUCCGACCUAUGGAGCCCAAUUUGUCCCUCCGCAGGAUGACAAGCAGAGCUUUCAGGACACAUUCAAGAUUCAAAAGCCAAAAUUCAAUGAUCUUUGGGCGGGAUUACUGCUCAUUGCGACCUUUUGCGGCUUCGUCGCAGUCUCCGGCUUGACCCUUUACCGGUAUUCAAAAUAUCAUAAAUACAAUGGCGACGGAAUCUCUGACGGCGCCAACAACUUCUCGCUCAACACCAACACCAUCAUCCUCUUUGCCUUUGUCCUCUGUGUCGGCUUCGCCUUCUCCUGGGCAUACUUCCUCGCCGCGCGCGCGUUCACAAAACAAUUUGUUUGGCUCACCGGUAUACUGAACUGCGCCUUGGCUAUUGCUACCGCUGUGUACUACCUUUACCGACGACUGUGGGGUGCUGGCAUUGUUUUUGCCAUUUUCGCGGUUUUUGCCGUCAUCUGCUUCAUUAGUUGGAUACCACGCAUCCCGUUCGCUGUAGUCAUGCUGCAGCAAACCAUGGACAUCGCCAGGAUGAGAAGGGUGCACGUGUUCUGGGUCAGCCUUAUUGGAGGAAUCAUCAGCCUGGCCUUUGCCGCGUGGUUUUCCGUCACGCUUGUCGCCAUUUACACAUCCUAUAUGCCUAGCAAUGCCAACAGCAAUCCCAACCCGGCCUGUGCCGACGGAGGCUGCUCCAGUGGGAAAGUCAUUGGCCUGGUGGUAUUCGUGACCUUCGCCGGCUAUUGGAUUUCGGAAUGGAUCAAGAACACAAUCUACACAACGAUUGCUGGUGUCUAUGGUAGCUGGUACUUUUGCGCAGGGAAACCUGGCGGUAUCCCGUCCGGUGCAACUGCGGGAGCCUUGAGGCGAGCCACCACCUACUCUUUUGGGUCCAUUUCUUUUGGCAGUUUGAUCGUCGCUCUCAUCAACAUGCUCCGCCAGGCUUGCAGUAUCGCGCAACAACAAGAGGCAUCCGAGGGCAAUCUGAUUGGCAGUAUUAUGUUCUGCAUUCUGGGCUGCAUUGUUGCCUGUCUGGACUGGCUGGUUGAGUUUAUCAACAGAUACGCCUUCUCCCACAUUGCUCUCUACGGCAAGCCAUACAUUCCAGCGGCCAAAGAUACCUGGCACAUGAUGAAAGACCGGGGCAUCGAUGCACUGGUCAAUGAUUGUCUGGUCGGCCCGGUUCUGACCAUGGGAUCCGUCUUUGUGGCCUAUCUCUCCGCCCUGUUGGCGUAUCUUUAUCUGGACUACACUAAUCCUGCCUACAACUCGGACCGGACUUUUACUCCGGUUAUCAUGGCUUUCGCCUUCCUCAUCGGCCUGCAAAUAUGCCAGACCUUCAUGACGCCAAUCGGUGCCGGAGUGGACACAGUGUUUGUGGCAAUGGCUUGGGAUCCGCAGGUGGCCAUAACAGAUCAUCCAGAGUUCUGGGACCGCCUCGUUCAUGUUUAUCCUCACGUCCAACAAGUCAUUCAUGUCUAA
Molecule: messenger RNA, 1671 nt
Organism: Exophiala dermatitidis NIH/UT8656
Lineage: Eukaryota; Fungi; Ascomycota; Eurotiomycetes; Chaetothyriales; Herpotrichiellaceae
Product: CDW92 antigen
Exons: 2
Coding region: 1-1671 (556 amino acids)
Biological process (GO): transmembrane transport
Cellular component (GO): plasma membrane
Molecular function (GO): transmembrane transporter activity
Source: RefSeq, a predicted model, not a curated record